AUGCUACCAUAUCAUCUGGCAAGUGCUAGGUGUUACGUUUUAACUGAUCGGAUUUGCUUCUUUUUUUCCCCCUCCCUUCUUCUAAAAGUUCAUGGCGGUUGCGGGGCUGCUGGUUAGUUGUUUUGGUUGGUUACCGUAGUUGGGAGUCGAAGAUAGGGUCCGAUGGGACGGGGGUUGGGUACGAGUAGUCUAUUAACGCCGAUAGAUGAUAUGUUGGCGCUAUGAUAAAGCACAUUUUAUCUUGUUUUAUCUUUGGCCACACUCGGGUACAGUAUGAUGCUAGCAGCCUAGAUUGUUAUUAGGCACAAUGAUGAUAUAUGAUA
Molecule: messenger RNA, 323 nt
Organism: Tuber melanosporum (Perigord truffle)
Lineage: Eukaryota; Fungi; Ascomycota; Pezizomycetes; Pezizales; Tuberaceae
Exons: 1
Coding region: 1-117 (38 amino acids)
Source: RefSeq, a predicted model, not a curated record